CACAUUUUAAAAGUUAUAAAUUCGAAAGAAACAAUCAUUAAUUUUAUUUCAAAUAAUUCGCAAAAUUUGAGGUUAUGUUUUAAAUACAAACCUUUUAUAAAAAUGCUUGCUUUAGCGGAUUAUAACUUUAAAAGAGGAUCUAAAUUAGUUGUGGAGUUAGUAAAUGGUGAUAUCUUAGAAGGAACGCUUUAUAAUGGGGGUAAAAGUCGUUUGGAUCUAAUAAACAUAAAAAUUUAUUCAUCUGAUUACUCUUCGAAAGGGCCAUAUUCAUAUUAUCAGUCGGAAAUUAAAUCUGUACGCGUUGUGAAAGAAAAACCCCAAGAAAAUGGUGAAAUAACUAAUGGUGAAUGUUAUAUAGAAGCAAACAAAACGUUAAUUUCGAUCCCCAAAGAGGAUUAUGAGGAUUUAAUAUUAAUGACGAAAAACUACAUUUACCUUCCAAUGAUUGAUGUUAAUUAUUAUUCAGCAAUAAAACAUUUAAAGACUUGCGAAAAUCUGGGAAUUGCUGCUAUUACAAAUUCGUAUGACAAAUUUGAUCCACUGAGUUUAUUGGUGAUAUCAUCUUGGGAUCAAGUAUAUAUUUUUGAUAUACAAUCUUUUGGAAUUCCAAAUGAUUUGAAAGAUAUUUUAGAAAGUAAUCAUAUAAAAAAAGUUUGUCAUGACUCGAGAUUACCUUGGGGAAUACUUAAAAACCAACAUAACAUUAAUCUUAAUAAUAUUUUUGACACUUUAUGUGCUGAUAUAAGUAUCCAAGAAAAAACUGAAAAAGAUCCAGAAAAAAUUUGUACAAGAAGCAUUGGACAAUGUUUUCAACAUUAUUUUAAUUUUCCUGAAAAUUUUAUGAACAUUUACAAGACAUCUAAAUGGGGUAAACGGCCAUUAUCUCAACAAAGAAAAUCUCAAGCAUCUCAACUUGGUGCCUAUCUUGUAUAUUUGAAAAAUCAUCUUGAACGAAUUAUGUUCAAAACCUUUUUUGAGACAUCUUCUAGAUUUGCUUUGUCUUUUCGUAUUCCUUGCAAUAGUAAUAGUAAAAUUGAUGGUAAAUUAAUUCUUGAUAUCAAGAAAAAACUAUCUUUAUAAAUUCUUUUUCAUCUUGGUUUUAUUUAAA
This is a messenger RNA of Onthophagus taurus, 1108 nucleotides long. The record is from RefSeq and is a predicted model, not a curated record. NCBI's taxonomy places the organism in Eukaryota, Metazoa, Arthropoda, Insecta, Coleoptera, Scarabaeidae.